AUGCAGCACAUCGGAGAGGCCCAUUCCCGGAGUCCUUCUCCAGCGCAUGGGUUUCCUCUCUAUUCCCCCGGGUCUCCCACACAGACCCAGAGUAUAUGCUUCGCCUACUUCCACCUGACUGCGCUGCCAGCCACCGGCUGCUCUCCUUUCUCCCCACUUCGCUUCGGAAGUCAGGAGCCUAAGUGCAGAAGCCUCCAGAGCCACCAGCCGAAGCGCAGAGAAGACAGGCAAGCCCCAGCUCCCCCGGCUCGCUCUCCCGGCAGCAGCAAAUGGCAGGCGCGGCUGUGCCCCGCGCCGCGGCGGCCGCCGGAGCCGGGAGGCAGUUUCAGCACCACGGACCGCGGGGUGCGCGCAGCGCCCGUGAGCCCUGCCCCGGCGCGGGGUUCCCGGGGCCGGCCGCCCUGCGCCCGCGGACGCUCCCGCUGCGCAGAGCGAGGGCUGGGUGCGGGCGGGGGUCGAGAGGGCUCUGGGGGGGGCGCUGCCUUCUCCCCGCCCGCCUCCCCUAUUUACCUCCUCCGCCAAGGUCACGGCCCCACGGCGUCUCCCCUCCCGGGCGGGCUGGAUGCGGGCGGUGUCAGCUGGCGGCGAGCGGAGCAGCAAGGCAGGGCAGCUUCAUCACACUCGCGGCGGAUGCGGAUUCCACGCCGCCCCGGCUCCCACCGCUCGGGCGACCGCCACCCUCGCCUCGCCUGGCCUCGCUGCCGCCGGUGCACAGGCGGCUCCGGCAGCCGCCACUCGCGCCAGCUCCCCUGGGCUGCCUCGCCGGCUCGCUCCCUCCUCCGCUUCUUCUCUCGGGGACUGGGACCCGCCGAGCGCGCGCGGGAGUCGAGAUGCCCGGCCCGUGCGCGCGACUGCGAGGAGGGAGGAGGGACGGUCACGUGGGACAGGGGCGUCCGAAGGUGCCGGCUCGGAUGGGCUCGGCUCGGCCGCCGCCACGCCGCCCGGGCCUCCCCGGCCUCCCCGCCCUCGCGCCCCGCGGGAGGCUGCAGUCCUGCCCCCGGCGUGGCCCGCGCUUCCGCACACCCCGCCCGCCCGCGCGUGUGUACGUGCGCCGGAGGCCUGGAGAGACCGGAGUUUAACGCCCAGUAUAAUGCAGACCUUUAUGCUGUAAACAAGAAAAAAAGAAAGAAUGGAGCGUUGUUUUGUUUUGUUUCUUUCUUUAAAAACCAUGUGCAUAUGUGAUUCCCAAUCAUUAUAUCCACAGCAUUUUACUAUUUUUCUUUUAAGCCUGUAUUUUAUGAAUAUUUUUGUCAAGCAGAUUAAAUGGUAAUAAUACAGUACUUCAAAACAGCAGAUAAAAAUCCUGUUACCUCAUCAAGGUAAUGAAUUGCAGCUCAAAUAAAGACAUUUAAAGUUUUUUUUA
Messenger RNA from Callithrix jacchus (white-tufted-ear marmoset), 1363 nucleotides. The record is from RefSeq and is a predicted model, not a curated record. NCBI's taxonomy places the organism in Eukaryota, Metazoa, Chordata, Mammalia, Primates, Cebidae.